AUGCAAUUCUCAAAAGUUUUAGCUUCAUUAGCUUUAGUUGCUUCAAUCAACGCUAAAUUCCACAACGAUACUGAUGGUGCCGUUGUCUCAAACUCAACUGGUGCUGCUGCUAACUCAACUGGUGGUGCCGGUGCUGGUAACUCAACUGGUGGUGCCGGUGGUAACUCAACUGGUGGUGCCGGUGGUAACUCAACUGGUGGUGCUGGUAAUAGGUCAGGUAAUGCUGGUGCAGUUGCAAACGCUAACGUUUAUGGUGCUGCUGCUUUAGUUGCUGCUGGUGUUGCUUUAUUAUACUAG
This is a messenger RNA of Insectozyma verbasci, 297 nucleotides long. Lineage: Eukaryota; Fungi; Ascomycota; Pichiomycetes; Serinales; Debaryomycetaceae. The record is from the annotation of a GenBank genome assembly.